Messenger RNA from Penaeus monodon (black tiger shrimp), 1262 nucleotides. Its product is annotated as E3 ubiquitin-protein ligase TTC3-like. The record is from RefSeq and is a predicted model, not a curated record. NCBI's taxonomy places the organism in Eukaryota, Metazoa, Arthropoda, Malacostraca, Decapoda, Penaeidae.
CCAAUCACAGUUGGUAAUCAUACCUUGAACGUCCAGGCAAAGGAGAGCAAAAAGCCAACCAAACCACCCAGCCUUGCUGUUGGUAGUCUGGCCAGCACUGUUGGGGAACCUGCCACAGUUGGCAGUCACUCAGCAUAUGGUUUGAGUGACAUCUCUCUUAAUGCUAGUGCCGAGGCCAGCAAGACAGCUGUUGGCCCUCUGCCUUCCCCAAUACUGCACCCACCUAGUACAACCACAGUAACAAAGCCUAAAUUUCAGAACCUUACAAGUAACAAUUCCGUGGGAGCCAUUGGUACUCCUCCUCCAAAACUGGUGCGGCCACUACCCAGGCAGCCUCCAAAUGGUGUGAAAGGUGCUAUCCCAAAUCCUGUAUCUAAGGAUGACUCCGUCACAAGUACAGCCUCAUAUAAGCGACUGAUAGAAAUCUGCAAGCAACGAGUAGGAAAGGAAUACUCUUCACCAGAGGUGUGUAGUGCCCUUAGAGAAGUCCGCAUUCAGAACAACAAGAGUCUUUCAGGCCUGAAUGUGGAUAUGAUUGUAGAUAGAGUAAAGGCAUACCUGAAGUCUCGCCGCCCUGGUUCUGGACAGGCUACACUAGCGCCAUGGGCCUCCCUCACUCAGUGUCCCAAGAGUGGAAAUGGAGGACCAGAGUGGCAGGGCCCUGGAGGUGAUGAAGGGAGUGCUCCUGAAGAACAAUGUUCCAUCUGUCUUGAAGCCCUGAAUGCAUGCCCAACUGUUCCUCUCCAGUGCCAGCAUGUUUUCCAUGAGAAAUGCAUUAAGGAUUGGUUGAAACGCCAGUCAAAUUGCCCCAAUUGUCGUACUUUUGCGCUAAUGACUGACGAGUAUCCUUCUCUCACGCACUCGUAAAAGUUGGUAACAUUUAUUGUGAUAAUGUGCCUUUCAUUAAUAUGAAAGUUCAUUAUUCAGUGUAGGAUAUAUUCUGACCACAUUUGGAUAGUGGUUAACUUGACUUAAUAAGAAGUACUUUGAUAUACGUGUAGAUUAUAAGUGAAAACUUGCUCUACUCUUUUGUAUUAAAUGAAACUGGCUGAUGAGUUAUUAAAGUGUAAUAAUUCAGUGGCCUGAAAUUUGCACAAUUACAUUGUUGGUGUGCCUUAAUUCCAAAAAACAAACACAAAAAAAAAAAAAAAAAAAAAAAGGAAAUAUAUUUUUUCUAUGUAUCGAUUUCCUUUGUACUGUGGUGAAACUUUGGGAAGCAUGUAAAAAUGCUGUGCUCCAGUUACAAUAAAUCAUGCUUACGC